AAACAUUUGAAAAAUAUUUUCAUACCAAGGGAACCAAGUAAUAUUGUAUUUUUAGAAGAUGAUCAAGUGUCAAGUUCCUAUAUCUCAAGUGUUCUUAAUGAUUCAAUUACAAAUCUGUCAUAUAAUUCUGCAAACGAACUUUCCUUAAACUCUAACUACUCUGAAAAUAUCUGCAUUAGUGACGACUCUGAAUUAGAAGUUCAAAAAUUAGAAAUUGGUUGUAAUACUCCAAUAACAAAACAAAACGUUUACUCUUCUAAUUGUUCUUUGAUGAGUAAGAGCAGCUCUUCUUUGCCAUCUCUAACUUCUAAUAAUAAUAAUUAUAAUAAUAGCUUAAUGUCUGAAAUAAAACAAAGUAAUGAUUUUAUUAUGAGAAUUUCCGAAUUGAAAGAUAUUGGAUGUAAUCAGGCUGAAUUAAAAGACAUUGGAUGUAAGCAAGCCGAAUUGAAAGAUAUUGGAUGUGAGCAGGACGAAUUGAAUGACAAUGGAUGUAAGCAAGCUGAAUUGAAAGUUAUUGGAUGUGAGCAGGUGGAAUUGAAAGACAUUGGAUGUGAGCAGGUCGAAUUGAAAGAUAUUGGAUGUGAGCAGGAUAAUAAUUCAACUUUAACUCAUGAAGUACCUAAAAUAAAAUUACAAUUAAUAACCAACAUAAAAACUAUAAACAUUAAGAUGGAAAAUUCAGAAAUAUGGUGGUCUGAUGAUGACGAAAAUUAAUAACUCCUUGGUUAUAAUAUAUAA
Melanaphis sacchari is the source of this 738-nucleotide messenger RNA. Its product is annotated as GLABROUS1 enhancer-binding protein-like 3. The transcript has 2 exons. The record is from RefSeq and is a predicted model, not a curated record. Bases 271 to 714 code for a protein of 147 amino acids. Lineage: Eukaryota; Metazoa; Arthropoda; Insecta; Hemiptera; Aphididae.